AUGCCGCCGCCGCCGCUGGCCUUUGAGGCCGUGGUGCCCGGCCAGCCUCCACCGCACCCACACGCCUACCACCCCGGGGCCGCCGCGCCGCCGCCCUCCGCCCGCACGCCGCAACUCCCACCCCCGCAGAUCCGACAUCCGCCGCCGCCGCCCACGCCCGUCACCACGCUCUUCCAGGGCCGCAUCUUCGCGCUCGAUGUCGUGCAGCAGCCCAUCCGCGCCCGCAUGUGCGGUUUUGGCGACAAGGAUCGUCGCCCCAUCACACCACCCCCAUGUGUCCGCUUACGGGUGAUGGAUAGCGAGACGCAUAAGGAAAUCGACGUUAUGGAAAUCGACACCUCGUUUUUUGUGCUGACCGUGGAUCUAUGGAACGCCGACGGCGACCGCGAGGUCAACCUGGUGCGGCACUCGGCCACGUCACCGUCGAUCUCGACCGCCAGCGCGUCGUCCUUCCCGCCACCACCACCGAUGCCACAAUACCCGCCGUACGCGCCGGCCAUGUACGCCGCAUCGGCGGGCUACGCACCGUACUACACGUCGCCGCCAGCGGCGUAUCCGUCGCCCGCUCUGGCGUACUCAGCCGCGCCCGGGCAGGCGUACUACCCAAUGGCCGCGGCGCCGGGUUACUACGCGGCGGGCGGGCCGGCGAUGGCGCCACCAUCGGUGAUGGCACCGCCGCUGGCACCGACGCAGCCGACGGGCAUGUUCACGCGCAACCUGAUCGGGAGUCUGAGCGCCAGUGCGUUCAAGCUGACGGACCCGGACAACAAGCUGGGCAUCUGGUUCAUUCUGCAGGACCUGAGCGUGCGCACCGAGGGCUCGUUCCGGCUGAAGAUGAACUUCGUCAACGUGGGCGCGGACCCGGCGGACUCGAUGGAGUCGGGCCCGGUGCUGAACCACGGGUCGGCGCCGGUGCUGGCGAGCGUGUUCUCGGAGGUAUUCCAUGUGUUCUCGGCGAAGAAGUUUCCGGGCGUGAUCGAGAGCACGCCGCUGAGCAAGUGCUUUGCGAUCCAGGGCAUCAAGAUCCCGAUCCGCAAGGACGGCGUCAAGGGCGCGCGAGGGGCGGCGGCGGCGUUGGCGGCGGUUAAGGACCGCGAGGACCUGGACGACUGGGAGGACUAG
This is a messenger RNA of Ophidiomyces ophidiicola, 1122 nucleotides long. It is a transcript of the gene RYP3, whose product is annotated as Velvet complex subunit ryp3. Lineage: Eukaryota; Fungi; Ascomycota; Eurotiomycetes; Onygenales; Onygenaceae. The transcript has 4 exons. The record is from RefSeq and is a predicted model, not a curated record. Bases 1 to 1122 code for a protein of 373 amino acids.